Molecule: messenger RNA, 1026 nt
Organism: Anolis sagrei ordinatus
Lineage: Eukaryota; Metazoa; Chordata; Lepidosauria; Squamata; Anolidae
Gene: EIF1AD
Product: eukaryotic translation initiation factor 1A domain containing
Biological process (GO): translational initiation
Cellular component (GO): nucleus
Molecular function (GO): RNA binding; translation initiation factor activity
Source: RefSeq, a predicted model, not a curated record
GGGGCCGGACCGGAAGGUGUGCUUCCCUUCUCGCCGGAAGUAGGAAGUGCCCGCUUCUCGUGCUUCGCGAAGGGGAGAAGAAGGCGCCUCGUUCCCAAGCAGCUUUUCCCGAACUGUGAAUGUACCAAGGAGUGAAAUCAGCACUGGAUCCACCAUCCUUGAACUCGGAUGACCUUGACUGUCCCUGGAAACAGCUCCUGAGAUCGCGGUCGCACUCGGCAAACAAUUCCUUGGACCGGACGCAGACUCUGCAGGCGGACGCUGACCCCGAAUCGCGAGUCGAGCAUGUCGCAGGCCACCAAGCGCAAGCACGUGGUGAAGGAGGUCCUGGAGGAGUACGUGGUGCCUUCCGAGAGGCAGCAGGUCGUUCGGGUCUUGGGCACCCCCGGCAACAACCUCCAUGAGGUGGAGACCCCUGAAGGGACCCGGUUCCUUGCCAGCAUGCCCACCAAGUUCCGGAAGAACAUCUGGAUCAAGAGAGGCGACUUCCUGCUGGUGGACCCCAUUGAGGAAGGGGAGAAAGUGAAGGCGGAGAUCAGCUUCGUCCUCUACAAGGACCACGUGCGGUACCUGAAGAAGGAGGGCUAUUGGCCCGAAGCCUUUUUGGACGAUGCCGCCGGAACUCCCCGAGACGUGAAAGAGAGAGACAGGGCUGCAAGCCCACAGCGUUCGGCCGGAGAAGACGACUCCGAGGACGAUGACGCCGACCUCUUUGUGAACACCAACCGGGUCAACUACAAUUACGAAGACGAGAGCGAAGAGAGCAGCGAGGAGGAGGAAGAAGACGAGGAGGAGGAGGAAGAAGAGGAGAAUGAGAAGUAAUGGCUUUGGGAACCUUCUCCAGGCGAGUCUGGAUCCCCGGACCUUUGAAAAAUCCCUUUCCUUGCAAGGAGGGGGGAGAAAGAACUCUGCGCCUUGUUGUUUUGAACUCUUUGUUUUGUUUUGUUUUGUUUUUUGGCCUUGUUUAAUAAAUCUGUGCUCCAAACGAGAUUCUUCCUCGGCCAAAAAGGAGCAAGUUCCUCUUCA